Caenorhabditis sp. 36 PRJEB53466 is the source of this 5485-nucleotide messenger RNA. The record is from the annotation of a GenBank genome assembly. Lineage: Eukaryota; Metazoa; Nematoda; Chromadorea; Rhabditida; Rhabditidae.
AUGCCUCAAAUGAUCCGAAUCAAGAUGCACGACAAGGAGCUCAGUUUCGUGCUGUCUAAAAGUGUUCUCGCGAAAAGCUCGAUCAAAUCUGCCUUCCUGCUUGUCGAUGAGGCUAUUCUAUCUUUAUCGUAUGAAUUAACUGGCGUGGAGAUUCAUUGCGAGUAAGUCACAUGUGGAUUAUUUCUCAUUUAUUUCAAUUAAUUUAGAAUGAAUGAAAAAGGAACGACGUUUAUACUGCCGGAGGACUUUUCAAAGAUGCAGUUCAAUGUGGAAUCGGAUAAAGCUCCUUCAAGACCAUCAACGCCUGCUGACGUUGAAGGUUUGAUAUUCAUUGAACACCCCAUAUAUUUAAUUUUUGUUUUAGGACCUACACCUAGAAAGUGGCGAAAGAUUGAUCUAGAGUUGGAACCGGUACCUGUAGAUGGAGAUAUGGUUUCUAGAAUAGGCUAAUAUGCUUGGUUUUACACGAAAGAAAACAAUGUGAAACGAUCGGCAAUCCCGGUGACAAAAACUCUUGCAAUCACAUACCGUCAUGGGGAAAACAAGGAUUUUGCAAAAGGCGAUUGUAUUACACUUUCGUCAUAUCAAAACCAGCAAGUGGUUGUUAAUACUUGCGUAGUACUCAUUGAUGAUUCCCUGGAUCUAAUUUUGCUUCAAUCGAAAACCGCCGAACUCUGCGAUAGAGAUUUGAUAAUGGAAGCAGCUCAGCCUAACAAAGGCAUGAAAUACAUUUUGGUAAGUUUAACUAACAAACGACUUGAAAAUGAAUUUCCUUACGUUUGAGCACCUUUUUAGCUCGAAAAACGCAAUUCUAGUUUUUUGGACUUUUGCGCUGUUUUCGACCCUUUCCCGGUGCGCAUAGGAAAAUUUGACACUGGAUUACGGCUUCCCUAGGGUACACCUACAACUCAUAAAACAAAGUUUUCCGAAACUCCAUGUACCCUCCGGAGGUCUCCCUUGUAAGUAUUAUACUUACGACUUAUGAAUUUUGAUUAUUAUCUACACUGAAAUGAUUUCAGAUGGGAUAUUCGGUUAUUCAUGGCAGAACAUCGCACAUCUCAUUCUCCGCAGGAGUAAUAUCGAGCGACAUUACAUCAAGAUUGCGUGUGCUAGGCUCGAGUGGCUCUUUCAAAGGCGACAGCGGUGGAAGUUGCUGGAGCGAAGAUGGAAGGUUGAUCGGGAUGCAGGUCAGACCUGGGCGGGAUAGAAUUUUUUUCAAAAUGCGGGGUGCGGGAUGUGGGAUCAACUUAUUUUUUGCGGGAUGCGGGAUUCAGUUGAUUUUUGCGGGAUGCGGGAUUAGAGCAGCGCGGGAUUUGACAAAAAAAUUCAAAAACCAAAAAUUGCAGGUUGAGACUGAAAAAAAUUCCGCAUACAACGGACAAUAAUGGUCGACCGGCAUCUCCGGCAUCGGGUGGACGAUGUGGCAUUAUUCCGAUCACAAAUAUUCAUGCAAGAAUUGGGGUAAGCUUUACUUAAUGCAACACCAUUAAAUAAAUCAAUGACUUUAGGACUUUUUACCACCGGAAGAAGAUGUCGAUUAGAAUAUAUAUAAUCGCACCACUUGGAAUGGAUGAUCUCUGCGUUAAAAAUUCAGUGUUUGUAUAAGCUAUGUAUUAUGUUUGAUAUUGGUUUGAUGAUUAAAAGUUUUGUGUUCAUUUUGUACAGUGCGCGUCAUAAAGAUAGGACACCCCCCUAAAAUGACGUCCUAAAGAGAACUAAACAUUUUCGAGAAAAACUGUAAAUGCCAUUACAUUUUCAGAAAAAUCCUACCGACUCAAACUCAACUCCAUUCGAUUCCUCGCAUCUUUUUGAGCAUUUUUUAUAUUGACAUCAAAAUUCUAGAUUCCCUCCUUCAGGUAGAAAAAAAUCUUUUUUUUUCAAACUUUAGAAAAUUAUUUCGAUUUUUUUGUCAUACUGAAAAAUUUUAGUACUAACGUGCAAGGAGUUCUUUUCAAAUUCGGAUUGUACUCAUCGAGACGCGUCGACAAAAAAAAAUUGGACCAAAAUCAGAAUGCGCGUCAAAGAUCUAUUCCUGAAUUCAUGGAUUUGGGAGACAUUUUGCAUGCGAAAAAGUUUCAGAUUCCAAUUCUGAAAAAACAGUUUUUUUGUUAAUAACGUUGUACUGCCUCGAAUAUGUGUUCCUAUGCUUUUCUGACUUAUUCACGCCAUUUGCGAGUUUUUUGAAAGUGCUCUGCUUUGAUCACGGUUUAUUUCCUUUCUUGUGACAGCUGCUCGUCGUUUGCGACGCUUUUCAGGUUAUUUUGUUGCAACUUUUUCGCCUUUGUCCAAUACGACUUGGAAUUAAAAUAAUAAAGCUAGGGCGUGUGAGAAAGCAAUUCAGCCAACCUCCCUCAUUCUCUUGUUUAUAUUUUAUCACCAUGACAACAAAAAAAUUAUAUUCGAAUCGUGUAUUACGUUUAUUCGUCAUAUUCUCAAUACUAAACAAUGUUCGAAAAAAAUUAAAAAGACGUUUCUUUCCCACAAGGAACAGUUUCUCCUUGGCCAUCAAAUCUUGCCGUAUGCUGGCUAGAUACAAGAAAUAUAACUUAUGUUGCUAUCAUACAAUCAAAUAAUGUGAGUGUCAUUUAUUAGUUAUUAAUCUCCCUUGGAUACUUGGAGUCCGUUUCAUCAUUAUCCGUGAAGGUUUUACAUGAUGCGAACAGAAUCAAUCAAUAUUCUCCGUCAAUCGAAGUUUUAGAAUAGACACAGAUUGAAUUACAUGACUGUAUUGUCUAUUUUACUGGUCUUUUAUUGUAAAAAAAUAAUGUAAAGAACAUUGCAAAAACGUGUUUUUUUCGGCAUGAUCAGGCUUGGAAAAAAACAUAAACGGCUUCAGAUACAUAUCGGCAACUGGGACAACAAAAAUUGAGUCGGAAGUAAUAUGGGAAACAAUUGUUACUGCCGAGCCAACUGCUAAUGACCAAAUUAUUGACGUCACAACGGUGAACAAAUUCAGCAAAUUUCAUUUUUUUAACGUUCUGUAAUAUAGAUAGGACUUGUUCACCCCAACGCUAGAAACUUUCCUAUCGUUGUUGUUGGAUCUUCAAGAUUCAUUCAAAUUUAUGAUGUAAGGAAAAACGCAACAGAAACCACUUUUUUUCUAUAACACUUGGAACUGCACUCAAAGAUUUCGUACCGACUGUUGGAAUAGAUGUAGGACCAUACUGCAGAGGUGUUUCUUGCAAUGAUAACACAGUCCUCGUUGGUGAGUUUGCGCUACGAUCUUAUUUACUGAGGAUUAUUUGGAGUUUUGAAUGAAGCAUCACGGUCUUUCUUAUACAGUGCGUUGCACAAUUAUACGGCCACUCCCGCUGUAUUGCCACCUGGCGCUCGAAAAUAUUUCUGAUUCGGCGACUUCAUUAUCGGAUUCAGGGCACACAGUUACGUAUAUUCGAAAAAUUUUUCGUACCGAUACUUCAAAAAAACUGUUCGGACUGUCUUGAUAAAACUGAAUUUAUUCCUCUUGCAACCUUUUGCAAAAAUUAUACGGCCACCCCAGCGAAUUAUGCGUUUUCACUGUCUGGACCUUUCAUUAAAAAAAUGAGUUUAGUAUUUUUAGAAAAAGACGUUUUAGAGCUAUUUUUGUUAUUAUGACGGUUUACAACUUCUCGUAUGACAUGCCAUGUGGCAUUUUAAUACGGAUGUCGGAAAAAAAUCUCUACCUCGGCGUUCAAGACGGCUGAAUGGUCGAACCGAGUGAUCAGUUGUCAUCUAAAGUUCUUCAGUUUCAUUUCGUGUCCAGUCCCAGCCUAAAAAUAAUAAUUUAGAAAGGCCGAGCCAACGUGGAAACUGGAUGUUCGUGCCAAAAGGUUUGCCAUCCCUGCCAUCAAAGUCAAAUGACGGCAUCUAUUAAAACCGUAAGGGUGUCAGAUAAUUCUAGCGGACUGUUAAUUACAAGAAAAAUUUUAUCUGAAUGCAUUUAAAAAAAUCUUUUUCUGCUCAGAAGAUGCCGGCAUUUAACGAGGUUGCAAAGGGCCUAUUUUUCAGUUUUUUUAAAAAUUGUUCGAACAGUUAUUCAGUUAUCGUCACCAAAAAUCACCAAAUAUACGUAACUGUGUUCCCUGAAUCCGAUUUUUGAAGUUGCCGAAUGAGAAAUAUUCUCUAGCGCCACGUGGCAGUGCACAACGGGGGUGCCCGUGUAAUUUUGCAACCCACUGUAUUAAACAUUCUUCGUAAGACUUGAGCAACGUGUGCCCUAGGAACAGAUUGAUGUAAAUACAGUGCGUGUCAUAUUUUUAGCAAGGAAAGGUAACACCCCCAAGUUUGGAAAAUUCUAAAAAAUCAGAAAAAUUCUGAACAGCACGCUCAAUUCUUUGACUUUUCGGGAUUUUUCAGAAUUGUCCAGUUUCAACAUUUUUCCCCUUUUUAUAUCACACAGAGGGAAUCUCGACAUAAGGAGGGUCAGAUCAUGUCGGUAGCGAGAAUGUAUUCGCACACAUUUUAAAAUCCAAACAGCGGCAUUGGCAAAACAGAAUCACUCGAAAAUUACCGAGCGGUCACCGAGCAGACGCUGAUUAGCCAAAAACCAGUAAUCCGCCAAUGAACAGUCACUGAAAGAGACACUAAGAACUGAAGAAUCACGGUUCGAUUACUGAGAAACACAGUGAGAAAUUAGCGAAGCAUGAGGGAAGCACAAUGAGUGAAAAGUCAGUGAGGAGCUACUAAAGAGACGGCGAUCAUUGAAAAACUAAUAGUAGGAUCACUCUCAGAACGAGAAAAAAACCAAUUCGAAAAAAACACAACUUUUUUUCAUUAUUCGUUGGUUUCAGGUACAUACUCAGGAGAAAUAGUUGUGCUGAUGUGCAAUGGGGACUCUAAUUUUACGGAUCGAAAGAAUCUGAAGGUUUGCAAAACGUGAAAUCGUGCGCACAUUAAUGUAAACAAUUUUUUCAGGAACACAAAAACGCAAUAACAGAUAUUUCAACUUGCCGGUAUGAUGAAAUCACCGUCAGCGCAGAUUCGCGUGGAGAACUUAUCAUAUGGCAAAAACCAGUGAAAGGAGUUAAUUCAAGGAUAACAACGAAGUAAGAAAAUAACGAUGAAAAAAACAGCACGUGAGAAACUUUUAAAGGCAAAAUAUUAACGUUAUAAACGUUUUGCGGAAACAAAUAAUCGUUGGAACUUUGAGAGGGCUUGUACAGUACUAUUCAAUCACAACCGGCAAUUUGAUGUGCCAGGUAAAAUGACGCUUCAAAUUCAAUAAACUAAAAUUAAAAAAAAACAUUUUUAGGUUAACGCUCAUUCAAGACCUAUCAAUAGUGUUUCUGUCGCUCCUGAAAGCGCGUAUGUGCUGACAUCUUCCGAAGACGGCACGUUCAUCGUAUCUAAACUUCAUACCAGAAAACCACAUGCGUAUCAAGUUUGUCAGGCAACACUUAUCUUUAGAAGUAAUGACUCAUUAAGGUAGAGUGGCGGUAUUCGGAAUGUGACCCCGCUUCACCAAUUGUUGGAGCUCAGUUUACAAAUGGACGUGGAAGUUCUAUAG